CCCACACCCACACACACACACACACACACACACACACACACACACACACACUCACCAAACAGGAAGACUAUACCUGUUUGGAGUGAGUCGGCAGGGAACUAUCAGAGUUAUCUGGGAAGAAGAUAAGAAAGGAUUUGAAUGGUACCAGCAUUAGAACUAUUGGCACCACAGUGAAGUCCCAGUUUGGCAGAGUCAUACCUGGAUUCCAAAAGUGAAAAAUAAAACCCACUCCGGACCAGAUCAUCAAGAUACAGAAAAGAAGGGCGGUCCACCUGACACCUGUGUGAUCAAGCGCUUGACCUUGGAUGAUGAUUUGUUACUGAUUCCUACAAGCCCGGAGCUAUCAACAAUGUUCACCCCCAGUAAAAACAGUCUUCCAUCCCCCAGCCUGGAGGACUCCUUCUUCCCUCUCUCCUCAUCCUCUUCAGUCUCACUCUCCUUCGCUCUCCCCUCAUCCACAUCCUCUCCUAGCAGCAGCGACAACGGAGGAGGGAUCGAGACAGAUCUGAUUCUCGCUGCAGAGCUGGGACAGGCUUUACUGGAGAAGAACGAGGAGCUGGCAGCCUCUCUGGAGCAGAGAGAGAGGGAGCUGGAGGCUUUACAGCAGGAGAAGCAUGUUCUGCACAGGAAGUUGGAGAUGAAUGAACUGGCAUCUUGGCAGAAAGAGGCAGAGCUGACUACAGAUCUAGCUUCCUUGAGAGCUGAGCUGGAGCGACAUCACAGCCAGGGAAGCAACCAGCGGAAAGAUGAGAGUGAACAGCUGACUCAACUAGCCAAUCAUAACCAACGCUUGGUGGAGCAGCUAGCAGAGGCUGUAACACUGCAACACUCCUUGAGGACUGAGCUUCGUUUCCUCAGAGAAGAGAGGGAAGAAUCAUCUUUCAGCCGAAAUAUCAGCUUUUCACAAUUGGAGAACAUUCAAGCGGAGAACAGAGUGUUGCUGGAGCGGCUGUCGUACAUGGAGGCACAACUAAAAGCUUCACAGGAGGGCAGUGAUAGACUCUGCAUGGAGAGAGAGAGACUGAGAGACAGACUGUCAGAGCUACAAACCAAACUGAGCGAGAAAGAAGCAGAGAUAGAGCAGGAGCAGGGUGUGGUGUUUGAGUUGCGAACUGUGAAUCGCUCUCUACAGCAAAAAGCCCUGAAUCUGGGAGAAGAGAGCAUUCUGGACAGAACACAAACGCAACCUUUGUCUCUGCAUAGUGAAAUUCAGCAAUCACAGGUGAAAGAGGCUCUUCUAGCUCACUCCGCUGUCCUGCAAGUAAGAGAUGAAGAGAUACAAGCGCUCACAGAGGAGCUCCAAUCUCAAAGAGAAGAGCUGGAGUCUUUGAGGGAGGAAAUCAAGCCAAUUAGAAGCAGUCCUGAAAAGCCAAGCUACAGUUUCUUAGAAAGUGAAUUGGCCACUGUGCAUCAGGAGAAAGAAUCACUUACUCAGCAGCUUCUCAACACUAUCAAACACAAAGUGGCGCUGUCGCAAGAGCUGGAAGCCUGGCAGGAGGACAUGCGGUUAGUGAUCAAUCAACAGGUGCAGCAAAGGGAGGAGGAGAGACAGAGGGAAACACACAGAGAAAGACAGACGGAGAAAGCAGUCGGACUCCAAAGAAGCAAGUCUUUGAGAGUGAAGGGAGAAGGAGGGAAAGGAUUCUUCUCCUUUUUCAAAGACAAAUGACAGAGAGAAGUGGCAGCAGUUUAAACGGACAAAGUAUCGGCCUUUAUCUUUGCCACUGCAAGCUUCUACAGCAAGAUAAUGUCCACUGUAAUGUGUUCUCAGCAUCACCUAGUGAAAUGUUUACAGACCUCAUAUUUUAAUAUAUUUGUAUAUAUGUAUGUAAUUUCAGAAUGUUAUAUAAUAUUUGUAUGAACCUAUUGAAUGUUGUAUUUUCUGAUGGUUGUUUGUCACCACAGCAUCUUAA
Messenger RNA from Cyclopterus lumpus (lumpfish), 1913 nucleotides. It is a transcript of the gene bicdl2, whose product is annotated as BICD family like cargo adaptor 2. The record is from RefSeq and is a predicted model, not a curated record. NCBI's taxonomy places the organism in Eukaryota, Metazoa, Chordata, Actinopteri, Perciformes, Cyclopteridae. Gene Ontology annotation, biological process: Golgi to secretory granule transport; vesicle transport along microtubule. Bases 350 to 1669 code for a protein of 439 amino acids. The transcript has 10 exons.